AUGAACGACGUGAACGAAGCGAACCCAACAAAUACACCCGCAGAGCGAGCUCAACACGUGGAUCGAGUGGCUAUCAAACCACCACCGUUCUGGAAGGCCGAUCCGAAACUGUGGUUUGUUCAACUGGAAGCACAAUUUGCUCUAUCAAGUAUUACAACAGACCUAACAAAAUACAACCAUGUGCUUAGUGUUGUGGACACGAGCAUUUUAAGUCAAAUAUCAGAACUACUCCUAAACCCACCUGCGGACAAUAAGUACAACGCUAUCAAAGACAGAUUAAUCUCAAUAUAUUCAGAUUCUCAGGAGAAGAAAUUAAAAACUCUCUUGUCAGACAUGAAUCUCGGUGACAAAAAACCUUCGCAGCUAUUAAAUGAGAUGACACGUUUAGGAGGUUCAUCAGUUUCAUGUGAAUUACUGAAAACCCUGUUAAUGCAACAUUUACCUGCACAGAUGCAAUCAGUAUUAGCCACCAGUAAUGACAAUCUAGACAAUUUGGCGAAAAUGGCAGACAAAAUCGCAGAGAUUGAACAACCCCGCAACUUUACAAAGAAAUUCAAGAAUUGA
Messenger RNA from Sitophilus oryzae (rice weevil), 564 nucleotides. RefSeq lists its product as uncharacterized. Bases 1 to 564 code for a protein of 187 amino acids. The transcript has a single exon. NCBI's taxonomy places the organism in Eukaryota, Metazoa, Arthropoda, Insecta, Coleoptera, Curculionidae. The record is from RefSeq and is a predicted model, not a curated record.